This is a messenger RNA of Blepharisma stoltei, 348 nucleotides long. NCBI's taxonomy places the organism in Eukaryota, Ciliophora, Heterotrichea, Heterotrichida, Blepharismidae. The record is from the annotation of a GenBank genome assembly.
AUGUUUUUUGAUGGAAGGAUUUGUGUAUGCCUUUUGCCUGAAAACGUGCUAUUUUGCUAUGGAGGUACCAAAGCAUGAGCAGAAUUGAUUGAAAUUACUUGUUUGAUCAAUGAAAAGCUUGAAAUUCAAAUGCUGUCUUCUGGAUUGCCAGCUCUUGGAUGUAUUGCAAGUUAUUAUCAAAAUUUCGUUUAUGUAUUUGGGACUGCUUUUGCUAGAAAAUUUAAUUUAAAUAAACGAAAAUGGGAAAAAUUGAUACUGAUUCCAGACUUUUAUAGAUUAUGUAGCUGCAUUACAUUUAAUGACUUUAGUUUGGCUUCUGAAUAUGAUUCCCAAAAAAUAUGUUGGUAA